This is a messenger RNA of Nycticebus coucang (slow loris), 5036 nucleotides long. RefSeq names its product zinc finger MYM-type containing 6 (gene ZMYM6). The record is from RefSeq and is a predicted model, not a curated record. Lineage: Eukaryota; Metazoa; Chordata; Mammalia; Primates; Lorisidae. Bases 912 to 4913 code for a protein of 1333 amino acids. Gene Ontology annotation, molecular function: zinc ion binding. The transcript is spliced from 16 exons.
AGGGCUGUGCGGUUGGGCUGCAGAUUUCGCCUCAGGGACGGGGGUGACAGGCGCUUGCGGGUCUCGUGCUCUCCCUCCGAGUCUGCGUUACCGCGUACGUCCUCGGUGACGGACGUGGGAAUUCUUGGUGGGAACGAGGAUUUGCGAACGCAAGCGAUACUCGGAGGGGGGAUGAACGCGCCUAGAUUGUGACUGUGGCAAGUGGUCAAAAGUUCUCAUCUUUUUUUCAGAACUGCAUCUUAAACCAGUCGCCCAUUUCCGUGCCUGACUUGACUGGUUAAAGACAACUUUGCAGAGUUUUUCUUAUUUAAAUUUCAGGUUUAAUUCGUUGUCAUUAGUACGUUUACUUUUAGGGGAAGGGAUCCUACUGAAAGGCAAGUAGAGUUUCUUGUCUCCAGGAAGGCGAUUGAGAAGCGGGGUUCAGAGAGGCCUGACCCCCACGGAGACUCUGAAAGUUGCAAGCGACUUACUUUAAGAAAGGGCAUACCUAUUGUUCACUUGCGAUGGAUGGCAUCUUGAUCUCUGAUCCAGCGUUAGGCCAAGAAAUGGGGUCCUUCGGCAAGUUUCCAGAGAGGGUUGAGUUAGAGGCAAGGGCAAGGGAGAUUGUUGUGUCCCGCUUGAGAAAUAAUAGCUGGUGUGGACUCAUUUUCAUGGAGUCGGAAACUUGUGUUUUUUGAAUCCGUUCUUUUUAGAGCUUGGUACCUUCCUCCCAUGUUUUGGUCUGCCAAUCUAACUUCCCUCAACUACAUUCAACAUACAUAAAAGACCAGACUGCUGGUCCCUAAAGAUAAUAGAAAAGUGAGAGCUAUUGUUGGAACACUAUUGUCAUAUAUGGAGGUAUUCAGUUAUUGAUUACCCUGAAGAAAUCUGUUAGGGUUAGCCUGGGGAACUCCUUUACAUAAGAAAUUAGAAUGAAAGAACCUUUGGAUGGUGAACAAGACAAAGCAAUGGCACCACAGCAGGGGCUUCUGGACAAAAUUAAAGAAGAACCUGACAAUGCCCAAGAGUAUGGACAUGCCCAGCAGCCAAAACCCCAAGAAAGUGAACUGAAAAUUAGUGCUGUAUUUUCAGUUAGUGACAGUCCUCUUGCUCAGCAGUUGACCCCAGCCUUUCAGUUUUCUCUUGCAUCAUCUGGCCCAAAUAAGUUGCUUCCUUCAGUUCCAGCUGUAGCUAUUCAGGUUUUUUGUUCUGGCUGUAAAAAAAUGCUGUAUAAGGGUCAAACUGCUUAUCAUAAGACGGGAUCUACUCAGCUCUUCUGUUCCACACGAUGUAUCACGGGAUAUUCUUCACCUGUUUGCCUACCACCUCCACCCAGGAAGACCUGCGCAAACUGCUCCAAAGACAUAUUAAAUACAAAGGAUGUGAUCACAACCCAAUUCGAAAAUUCUCCUAGCAAAGAUUUCUGCAGCCAGUCAUGCCUGUCUUCUUAUGAGUUAAAGAAAAAACCUGUUGUUACCAUCUACACCAAUAGCUUUUCGACAAAGUGCAGUAUGUGUCAGAAGAAUGCUGAUAUUCGGUUUGAAGUCAAAUAUCAAAAUGUGCUACAUGGUCUUUGUAGUGAUGCCUGUUUUUCAAAAUUUCACUCUACCAACAAUCUCACUAUGAACUGUUGUGAGAACUGUGGGAGCUAUUGCUAUAGUAGCUCUGGUCCUUGCCAAUCUCAGAAGGUUUUUAGUUCAACAAGUGUCACAGCAUAUAAACAGAAUUCAGCCCAAACACCUCCAUAUGCCUUGGGGAAAUCAUUGAGGCCCUCAGCUGAAAUGAUUGAGACUACCAAUGACUCAGGAAAAACUGAGCUUUUCUGCUCUAUUAAUUGCUUAUCUGCUUACAGAGUUAAGACUGUUACUUCUUCAGGUGACCAGGUUUUGUGUCAUAGUUGUAAAACCUCAGCAAUCCCUCAGUAUCACCUGGCCAUGUCAAAUGGAACUAUAUACAGCUUCUGCAGCUCCAGCUGUGUGGUGGCUUUCCAGAACGUAUUUAACAAGCCCAAAGGAACACACUCCUCAGCAGUGCCCCCAUCUCAGGGCCGCUCGGUCAUAAGCCCACCCUCUGGGUCAGCAGUACCUACAGGAGGAGGUAAUAGCUCUGCGACUUCCCCCAGCUCCGCCAGUGGCUCCAGUGGCUCAGCCAGUGGCUCCAAUGGCUCUGCCGCAACCGGUCUCCAGCCUCUUGCUAAACAAUCCCAGCAAGUUGUUUUAACCCACAGAGUUGUUAAACUCAAGUGUCAGCAGUGUAAUCAUCUGUUUGCUGCAAAACCAGAACUUCUUUUCUACAAGGGUAAAAUGUUUUUGUUCUGUGGCAAGACUUGCUCUGAUGAAUACAAAAAGAAAAAUAAAGUUAUGGCAAUGUGUGAUUACUGUAAACUGCAGAAAAUUAUAAAGGAGACUGUGAGAUUCUCAGGGGUUGAUAAGCCAUUCUGUAGUGAAGUUUGCAAAUUCCUUUCUGCCCGUGACUUUGGAGAACGAUGGGGAAGCUACUGUAAGAUGUGUAGUUAUUGUUCACAAACAUCCCCGAAUUUGGUAGAAAAUCGAUUGGAGGGGAAGUUAGAAGAGUUUUGCUGUGAAGAUUGCAUGUCCAAAUUUACAGUUCUGUUUUAUCAGAUGGCCAAGUGUGAUGGUUGUAAACGACAGGGUAAGCUAAGUGAGUCCAUAAAAUGGCGAGGCAACAUCAAACAUUUCUGUAACCUAUUUUGUGUCUUGGCGUUUUGUCAUCAGCAAAUGAUGAAUGAUUCUCUUUCACAAAAUAAAGUUAAUAUUUCUAAGGUACAAACCACUUUCAAGGUGCUCCCUUCUGCAAGGACAAAUAUAACACCAGUUAUAACCAAUGUGGUAUCACUGGCAAAAAUACCUGCGGCCCAGCCCACAGCGAUCACUGACAGUGUUUUAAAAGGUGCAGUUAUUAAAGGGGCAGCAAAGAUCACUGAAGAUGAAAACACACGGGCAGAUGUCAUGAAACUUCUGUCUUCCCAGGCUUGCCAGCCUCCUAGGCUUUUAAAGAACAAAGCAUUAUUAUGCAAGCCUGUCACCCAGACCAAGGCCACUUCUUGCAAACCACAUACACAGCACAAGGAAUGUCAGACAGAUUUACCAAUGUCUAAUGAGAAAAAUGAUACAGAACUUGAUUCUCCACCUGCAAAGAAAAAGAGAAUGGGUUUUUUCCACACUUACGCUGCGGAAUAUUUAAAAGUUGGUUUUAUUAUCUGUCCUGGAUCGAAAGAAAGUUCACCAAGGCCUCAGUGUGUCAUUUGUGGAGAGAUCUUAGCCAGUGAAAACAUGAAGCUGGCAAGUCUUUCUCAUCAUUUGAAGACAAAACAUUCAGAAUUAGGAAACAAACCAUUAGAGUUUUUUGAACAAAAAUCUCUUGAAAUGGAAUGUCAAAAUAGUUCUUUAAAAAAGUGUUUACUGGUUGAAAAGUCACUUGUGAAAGCUUCUUAUUUAAUUGCUUUCCAAAUUGCUGCCAGCAAGAAGCCAUUCUCCAUUGCCGAUGAAUUUAUUAAACCGUAUUUAGUAGAAAUGUGUUCAGAAGUUUUAGGUUCAAGUGCUGGAGACAAAAUGAAAACCAUUCCCCUUUCUAAUAACAUGAUUGGACACAGGAUUGAUGAACUAUCUGCAGACAUUGAGGACCAGCUAAUUCAAAAGGUCAGAGAGUCAAAGUGGUUUGCCCUUCAGAUAGAUGAGUCAUCAGAAAUCUCAAAUAUCACUCUUCUUUUGUGCUAUAUUCGGUUCAUCGAUUAUGAUUGUAGUGAUAUAAAAGAAGAAUUAUUAUUUUGCAUUGAAAUACCUUCUGAUAUAUCUGGUUUUGAAAUAUUUGAACUAAUAAAUAAAUAUAUUGAUAGUAAAUCUCUGAAUUGGAAACACUGUGUUGGUCUCUGUACCGAUGGGGCUGCAAGUAUGACUGGCAGGUAUUCUGGUUUAAGGGCAAAAAUUCGAGAAGUUGCCACGAAUACAGUGGCAUUUACACAUUGUUUUAUUCAUCGGGAACAUUUAGUGGCAGAAAAGUUGUCUCCCUGCUUACAUAAAAUUCUUUUGCAGGCAGCACAAAUUUUAAGUUUUAUAAAGAGCAAUGCAUUGAAUUCACGUCUGUUAACAAUAUUGUGUGAAGAGAUGGGAUCUGAGCAUGUGGAUCUCCCACUUCAUGCUGAAGUACGUUGGAUAUCAAGAGGGAGAAUUUUAACAAGAUUAUAUGAAUUACGACAUGAGAUUAAAAUCUUUUUGAAUCAAACACAUUCAGAUUUGGCCAAGUAUUUUCAUGAUGAGGAAUGGGUUGCAAAGUUGGCCUAUUUAUCAGAUAUAUUUUCACUUAUAAGUGAGUUAAAUUUAAGUCUGCAAGGAACUUUGACUACUUUCUUCAACUUGCACAGUAAAAUCGAUGCAUUUAAGAAAAAGUUAGAAAUGUGGUUGAAGUGCACACGAGAGAAUGAUUAUAACAUGUUUCCUUCAUUUUCUGAAUUCUCAAACUCAUCAGAUGUAAACAUGAGCAGCAUCACGAACAUUAUCUUUGAACAUCUAGAAGGACUUUCUCAAAUGUUUGAUGACUGUUUUCCACCAGAUGAAGACUUGCGUUCUGGAAAUUUCUGGAUAAUUAAUCCUUUUAAGAAUCACCAAAAUAAUAAUCUCACCAAGUUUGAAGAAGAAAAACUAACACAGUUAUCUUCAGAUUUAGGAUUACAAUUGGAAUUUAAAUCAAUGUCUGUAACUCAUUUUUGGAUAAAUGCAAAGAGAAGUUACCCAGGACUCCAUGAAAAGGCAAUGAACUUUUUAUUACCUUUUUCAACUGUUUAUUUAUGUGAUGCUGCCUUUUCAGCUUUGAUUGAGUCAAAACAAAGAAAUCUAUUGGUUUCUGGCCCUGCUGUAAGACUUGCAGUCACAUCUUUAAUUCCAAGGAUAGAAAAAUUAGUAAAGGACAAAGACUAGCAAUAUGUAUAUUGCUCAUCAUCAAAGUCAAUAAUUUUGUGUUCAGUUUUGUAUAAGUGUCCUAAAAUAUAAUUUUCCUAAUGUGGAUUUGUUUUCAGUGGUUAAAUAAUGUUUUAAUUUUUC